AUGACUGAUAAACACGCAAAAUGUUGCGUCAAUUUGUGGAUGCAGCCCGAUAGAAAACUUCAAACCAGGGUUACCAUGAUUGGUUGCUCGAAUUUUGCAUGGCAAGAAAAGUUUGUCUAUACUGUUUCAGAGAAUUUUCUUCGUUCCAAGAACCUUUCUGCCGUUCAAUUGCAACCUCCGCUAAGAAUUGAGAAGGAAGGAAGAUAUGAUACUGACGACGAAUACGUCUCGUAUUAUGAUGAUCCUAGAUAUGAUAGUUCGUACGAGUCCAAUAAGGAUGGUGAUACGGAUGGGAUUAAAGAAGAAACUCCAGAACCUGAGGGAUUCAAAGCAUCAACUUCUCUUCAGGUUUCUAAGGGUUCGAAAUCGAAAGGGGUGCUAAGUUUAGAUGCGACUGUGUGGAAGGAAUACAUCAAGUUUAUCGGUAGCACAAAGCGUCAGAACGCACCCCUGUACUAUGAUGAGUUCAUGGGACUUAAAGGGAAACGUGCACAGUAUAGGGAGAAGAGAAACCAUCACGCUUGGCUGUGUUUUGCCAGUACAAGAAACAAGGAAGAUGACUAA
Molecule: messenger RNA, 564 nt
Organism: Dovyalis caffra
Lineage: Eukaryota; Viridiplantae; Streptophyta; Magnoliopsida; Malpighiales; Salicaceae
Source: the annotation of a GenBank genome assembly